This is a messenger RNA of Theobroma cacao (cacao), 677 nucleotides long. RefSeq names its product membrane magnesium transporter-like protein. The record is from RefSeq and is a predicted model, not a curated record. Gene Ontology annotation, cellular component: early endosome; EMC complex; plasma membrane. Lineage: Eukaryota; Viridiplantae; Streptophyta; Magnoliopsida; Malvales; Malvaceae.
AACUAGUUCCCUUUCCAGUUUAGUGACAGAAAAUUACAAAAAUUUGAGCUUUUCUUUUGGCUUUUGGGUCCUGAUUUGUGAAUCGACCGAGGAAAAGCCGAUCGUCAACGAUGGGAUUAGGCGUUAUAAUCGGAGUCUUUGGAGUUCUAAUCCUCUCCCACGCAGCUUAUUCCACAAUUCAGUAUAGGGGAUUGUUGAAGAUUAUGGAGGAGGAGUUUUCAGGUCCUCCUAUGAAUGUCGUUUUAGAGUUGCUUCUAGGGUUUGUUUUCUGUAUUUGGGCUGCCCUAACCGUGCCUGGGAAGUUUCUUUCGAUACAUCCUGAUUCCGAGGAGAAUAGGAUUGUUUCUUUAUCAGCAAACUUGGACUUCAUGAUCUUCAAUCACAGAGCCAAAGCAUUUCCUUUAGAAAUUGAUAUGAAGCUGAAGCAUUAAGACUGAUGGAGCUUCAUUGUGUUUUGAUUAAAGGGAGUGUUGAAUUAAAAAAGUAGAGGGCCUAGGUGUCAGGUGUACUGCCUUCCGUUGUAGGUUUUUUUUUCUGAGGUGUUAGUGAUUUUUCAAAUCAACACUUAUUUUUGGCCUUCUUGCUUGCUUUUAUAUUAUUUUGCCUGAUCGGCUGAACGUUAGUGAUUUCAAAUUAUUGCCAUACAGGCUGGCAAUUCAAGACAUUCCUCUUCUUAA